This is a messenger RNA of Manis javanica (Malayan pangolin), 1614 nucleotides long. The record is from RefSeq and is a predicted model, not a curated record. Lineage: Eukaryota; Metazoa; Chordata; Mammalia; Pholidota; Manidae.
AUGUCUGUCGCAGAACAAGGACUCGGAGCCGGCUGGAGCUGUCAAGUGGACUUGGGCGCCGUCCUGAGCCAGAUAGUGGAGAAGGAGGCGACCCGAGUAAGAAAAGUGUUUAUUGCUGGCCUGAGCUGGGAUCCCAGCAAAAGGGGUCCAAAGACUAGUUUACCAAAUUUGGAGACAUUAUUGAUCAUAUUACAAAGAGGGAUCCCUACAUUGGAAGAUCAAGAGGAUCCUGGUUCAUCCUCUUUAAGAUGCAGCCAGGGUAGAAAAGGGAAGAUCCUAGACCAGAAGCAUGAACCCCAAAAAGUUCACAGCCACGAAGAAGGAUCUCUUGCCACCAAGAAGAUAGGGGAGUACUUUGGCGAGUUUCCUAAUGACUCAGGAGGAUCUUCAAAAUAUGCAGAAGCACUUAAUGAAAUUUCUGACUUCAGAGAAGUGGAAGGAGAUAACCUUUUUAGACAUGUGCCUUUGAGAUGGACAUCAUUGCUGCCAGCCAUUGAAAAGAUGCUAAAAUGUUGGCCUCCCAUAAAACCUUACUUUCAAAAUGUGGGACAAGAAGAAUGUCCUUCUUUGACUUGGAAAUACAUUGAGGAUGAAAAUGGAGAAAAGGAUUACAGUAAAACAGAAAUGUAUAUGCUGUUUCUCCAAAACUGUUUGAUGAUCUUUGAAGAGGCCAUAAAGUGCCUCAAAAAGGAUGAAUUGACUGCACCUGAGCUGCUUGAUGUUAUGUAUAGGUUGAGAGAAAGACUUAUACAGCAGAAAAAGGAGUCCUUUUUUUGGAAGUAAGACUGCUGCAGAACUAAAAAAGAAAGAAAGAAAAAGUCACCAAAAAGGGGCACCCAGGUUAAACAGGACUUUCUUAAUUUCUUUACUAAAACUUUAACUUAUUUGGAAUUCAACUUGAAUUUCACCAGUUCAAAUUAUCUCUGUGCCUUAAAACCAUUUUCCCUGAGAAGAUGUUUAACUUAUGACGACAUCCAGUGUGCAUCGGAGUGUUUAAGGAUGAUGGCUUUCUGAGACAUAGAUGGCCUACGUGAUGAAUUUACAGAUGCAAGGGACUUGAUUGACAGACAGCUGGGCUAUCAAAACAAGCCUGUGGAUACAAAGUGGGUGGACAUUUUUAGAGAAAUGGAAACUAAUACCUACAAAGCUAAAAAUUUGCUGUUGCUAGGAAGUAAAAUCUUAAGUAUUCCACACUCAAACACUUUCAUUGAGCAAAUAUUUAGCUUAAUGUCAUCACAUUGGACUGAUACUAGGAAUCAGUGCAAUGUAGGCUUGAGCAGAGCCAGAGCUGCAAGUCAGAGUGGGUUUCACAUUUGACUGUAUUCAGUUUUUACCACUACAUAAGAGAAAAGAAGGAUGUCCUAAUGGCUGCAAGCAGUUCAGAAAAGUGUUACUGGAAAAGAAGAAAGAAUAAAAAUAUUCUACUGCGUCAUGGGACAGAAAGGAAUAAUGUCACUUUUAAUUUAAACAUAGGAAAUAUCUGUUUAAUCCUAUGAUGUUCACAUUCUCCUUUUAAAGUCUUAUUUUGAUUUAUGUAUUUGUAUUUAAAAUAUCUAUAGCAUAUUAACAGCAGUAUGUGUCUAAUUUAGAAAUAAACAAUAUGAUAUGCUGGGA